Messenger RNA from Aphanomyces invadans, 2958 nucleotides. RefSeq lists its product as hypothetical. The record is from RefSeq and is a predicted model, not a curated record. NCBI's taxonomy places the organism in Eukaryota, Oomycota, Saprolegniomycetes, Saprolegniales, Verrucalvaceae. The transcript has a single exon. The coding region runs from base 81 to 2558 and encodes 825 amino acids.
AAGAGUUCAAAAUAUUUUGCUCGAAAUACAUUCCGCAAGCUACAUGGGCGACAGCGUUUGGACAACACGAGGUUUCCAUCAUGGAUGAAAGGCUCCACUCGAUCGAUGCAACUCUGCGGCGCGUUUGCCGCCGCUUGGACGCACUGGAGGAGGAAGUUCAGUCGCUGCCUCUCAAGUUCACGAAGUGCUAUCAAGAGGAUACGUCGGAGCUUCGACUUGCAAUGAAGGCGUUGACCUCUGCGUUGACGUCAAGCGCCAAAACGUUGUACCAGCCGCAGCAACCGCUGCAGGAAGCUAUUUCCAUUGCCACGGCCAAGGUGGUGGAGCCGAAUCUGACCCCGCGCAACGCUUCACCCACACGACAGACUCCUCUCUCGCCAUCGUCAACGACUGCAGAUGAAGAACCUGAAUGGAUUUUCCCCGCCGUGUCGUGUGGGGAGCUGUGGAGCCGCUGGUUCCACGGCGACUCGCGUGUUGGCCCGUACCAUUCGUUGAAAAGGUCGCGUUUACAUCAACAGUCACAAGGACGCUUUGAUAAGGCCAAGGUUUUUAUGGAUUCGCUCGUGCAAGCAUCCAUCGACCUCGAUCUGGUGGUGUCCGAGGCAGCGCUGCGGUCGACCCCCGAACCCGACCAUUGUGCGAUCUUUGACAAAGCGUUUCGCUAUCUCGUGCAAGAAGGUGACGACGGGACCCUCGGCCGACCUGGGUUUGAGACCCUCACGUACAGCCAAGUGCUCCAGCUCGACUUUCUCGUCGUCGGCAACUUGUUGCGGUGUCACCAACGAGAUUUGAGUAGCCCGACUGUGACGUCGUUCCAAGGAGCUAAGCUGCCGAGCAAGAAGUCCGUCAAGGGAGUCGCUGCGUCCAUGUUAUGUAAACCUAUGACGACCCCCGACCUCCAUGCAAUCGUCGUUCCUCCAGCCUCGACGAUGCCACCGUCGCCUGAGAAAUGUUCGCCCUUCGAGUCUUCAGUUGUUCCGUCUGGUGCGUCCGUGGCGCCACCCCCACGGGAGACUUCCUUCCUGAGUCCGCCCGUCCGCUCUCUGCCAACUUCCGAUCCGACACCGUCGACGGAGACCCCGUGGAAGUACCCUCUCAAGACGUGCCGGGAGCUGUGGCAUAGUUGGUUUCGAGGAGAUGCAUCUGCUCCGACGUCACUUGGGCCGCUCCGCAACGUCAUGUCCGUGAAGUUUCCCGACAAGUUGUCCAAGCACCGGUGUUCCUCGACCAGAUCGAUCAUGACGCGAAUCGAAGCUGCCGCGCUCGAGUUUGUUUCAGCCAACGAGCUGGACGCGAUGGACAUGGAGGCGCUUGACGCCGCAUUUACCAAAGCAGUUGCACGCGCGAUCGGGAUAGACCCCUCGUACAAGGGCACGGUUCGACUCGCCGGACUGACGCAUCUAACCCCCGACGCAGUCUCCGCCAUGUCGUGCUCGUCACUUUGCCGGAGCGCGUCAUUGUCCCGACUGGGCGUUCAAAAGCGUUCCAAGAAGAACCCGAUUCACGACAGUACUGGGGACGACUUUACUGUCAACGACUCAAGCGACGACGGCGCCCACGACAAGGCGGAAUCGGCGCAUCCUGCGGCUCCACCACCGUGGCGGUUCCCGACGCUCACGCUGCGCGAGAUGUGGCGAUGCUAUUUUCACGGUCCAUUCGACGGCCUCAGCAUCCCGCCGACUGCCGGUCCACUUCGCCACAUCCAGUUGGUCGAGCCGCGGCGGUACUUUUGGGAAUCGAAACGCGUCAUUCACCUCUUCGCAACGUGCGCCGUGGACCAUCACCUCGUCAAGCACGAAGACGACAUCGAGAAGAUGACGGAAGAGGACAGCUUGAGCUUGCUCAUGCGGUCGGCGGCGUUGUUUCUUGGUGAGCAAGCCAAUGGGAUGUUGACGCGCGGUGGGUUUGAAUACCGAUCGCUUGAGCAGGUCUUGGACCUGAAAUGCCGCACCGUGGGCCGCCGUCACAAGCUAGGAAAGAAUUCAACUUCCGACGCCGUAGCACCAAUCCAGCCAAAGCUGUUGUCAGAGAUGACGUCCCCCCCGCAAGCGCCUCGUUCGCCGCCAAGACCAGACGUCGCAAGUUCGGGGUCCCCGCCACAUAAGCCAAUGCAGCCGAGCCGCGGUGUUCCCAAAGGAUGGGAGUUUCCUCGCACAUCCUGCCGUGAGCUGUGGAAGCGAUGGUUCGUCGGAGAUCAGAGAGUUGGGCCAUUUUGUACGUUGUCCCGUCACGACUUUGGCCCGAAAGACGAUGUGUCCCCGAGGCGGCUGGCUGCAGCACGCCUCGUAGUUGACACCCUCAUCGACGUAGCAGACACGUACGAGCUUGCCGGCCGCGGUGUGUCAGUCUUGUCAACGAUGGAAGAAGAUGAGUUGAUGGUCGUUUUCGAUCGGGCGUUUGACGUGCUCAUGUACAACAACCCGGAUGGUAACAUUGCCGGGUACGGCUCCAACCAGAUCCAGCCAGAGUACGCAGAACCGUGUCUCUACUCCACCGUGGCUCGAAUCUUAGCGUUGAGGAAAACGCGCUCGUCCAAGCGCAAACGAAGUGAAUUGUGACGAGAUGUAGUCGCCUUGCGCAACCCACCCCGUUGGCUGCUCCAACAACGUUUGGCCACUGGACCACGUGCACGUCACGGCCAUCUUUCAAGUCCAUCGCCCACGACUUCGUGAUCAGGCGCCUCGAAAUCACGUACACGACAGACGGCAACCUUGGUCGUCACGCAUGGAAGCGAUGGACAGCUAUCCAGCCGACCUAAUUCUCGUGUAUUUCGAGUGACGAAAGCCGGAUCAGCUCCUAUCUUCUUGUCUCCACGGCGGAAGCGACGACAUGAAGUGCGCCGUGCACUCUUGCUCACGUCCGGCUGUCCGGCCGGCACGAGCUAGCUGUCGGCAGCACAUGAUGUUCGAACAAGAAUGCCUAAAUUAGGUAUCUUUGCCAAAUGCUGAACUUAUCCGG